Elgaria multicarinata webbii is the source of this 1420-nucleotide messenger RNA. RefSeq names its product proteasome 26S subunit ubiquitin receptor, non-ATPase 4 (gene PSMD4). Gene Ontology annotation, molecular function: polyubiquitin modification-dependent protein binding. The transcript has 10 exons. NCBI's taxonomy places the organism in Eukaryota, Metazoa, Chordata, Lepidosauria, Squamata, Anguidae. Gene Ontology annotation, biological process: proteasome-mediated ubiquitin-dependent protein catabolic process. Bases 85 to 1215 code for a protein of 376 amino acids. The record is from RefSeq and is a predicted model, not a curated record. Gene Ontology annotation, cellular component: proteasome regulatory particle, base subcomplex; cytosol; nucleus.
GCAGAGGAAGGCGAGAAGGCAGGAGGCGGCCGCCGUGGUGUGUCCGGGGGCUGCUGGUGCCGGUGCCGAGGGGAAGCGGCCACGAUGGUGUUGGAGAGCACCAUGGUCUGUGUCGACAACAGCGAGUUCAUGAGGAACGGGGACUUUUUGCCGACCCGCCUCCAGGCUCAGCAGGACGCGGUCAAUAUCGUCUGUCACUCAAAGACCCGCAGCAAUCCCGAAAACAACGUCGGCCUCAUCACUUUAGCCAAUAACUGCGAGGUGUUGACCACUCUGACCCCGGACACGGGCCGCAUCCUGUCCAAGCUGCACUCGGUGCAGCCCAAGGGGAAGAUCACCUUCUGCACAGGGAUUCGCGUGGCUCACUUGGCUUUGAAACACCGUCAAGGCAAGAACCACAAAAUGCGUAUCAUUGCCUUCGUGGGGAGCCCGGUGGAGGAUAACGAGAAAGACCUGGUGAAGUUGGCCAAGCGCCUGAAGAAGGAGAAGGUGAACGUGGACAUCAUCAACUUCGGAGAAGAGGAAGCCAACACCGAUAAGCUGACAGCCUUCAUCAACACCCUGAAUGGCAAAGACGGCACGGGCUCCCACCUGGUGACGGUGCCUCCAGGGCCCAGCCUUGCCGAUGCCCUCAUCAGCUCCCCGAUCCUCGCCGGGGAGGGGGGUGCCAUGCUGGGCCUGGGGGCCAGUGACUUCGAGUUCGGGGUGGACCCCAGCGCCGACCCAGAACUAGCUCUGGCCCUCCGAGUUUCGAUGGAGGAGCAACGGCAGAGGCAGGAGGAGGAGGCCCGGAGAGCCGCGGCAGCAUCCGCCGCUGAAGCUGGAAUUCCAGCCACCGGCGGGGAUGAUUCAGACGACGCCCUGCUCAAGAUGACCAUCGGACAACAGGACUUCGGCCGAGCCGGCCUGCCAGACCUCAGCACCAUGACCGAAGAGGAGCAGAUCGCCUACGCCAUGCAGAUGUCUCUCCAAGGAGCCGAGUUCGGGCAAGGCGAGUCGGCCGAGGUGGACAGCACCGCUGACAUGGACACGUCAGAGCCCACCAAGGAAGAAGACGAUUACGACGUGAUGCAAGACCCCGAGUUCCUCCAGAGCGUGCUGGAAAACCUGCCGGGGGUCGACCCCAACAACGAGGCCAUCCGCAACGCCAUGGGCUCCCUGGCCUCGCAGGCUUCCAAGGAGAACAAAGACAAGAAAGAGGAGGAGAAGAAAUGAUAAGGGGAGUGGGCUUCGGCCCUUUGUUCACGUCUCCCCCCACCCCACCCCCCCGGGUGCAGUCAGGGCAUUUCUCUCUUCUGCAUGACCAGGGUUCACGCAGCUUCAUAACCGUUCGUUACAUAAUCUUUCCUCUCCGGGCUAGCUGGUGGAUCGGGGGUGGGUGGGGGGGACAGUCGUUGGUGUGGGUGGGUGGCUAGGAUCU